AUCGGGGGGGGCUUCCGCUUUGGGCAGGAGGAUCGUUGAAUCCCCCGCGCGGUCGCGUUUCAUCGCUUCGUCGCAUCCCUGCCAUUCCCCCUAUCUAUCUAUCACUCAAGUCGGGCUUUUCAAUCCAUCCUGCCUGCCUGGACGGCCUCGGUUACCUCCAACCAGACUCGUUUCCAACGAGAUAAGCCACGUCUCCCUCUCCCUUGCCGUCGCAUCAUCGCCGCCGCCAAUGGUGUGAUUUCCGUGGCCCAUCCAGGUUGGCGGAGGGUUUCCAGGGCCACUCGUGAGCUCAGAUAUGGUGCAGAUGGCGUGCAUCGGCUCCGAAGAGGGGGCCACUCGUCCUGCAGCUCAAGCUCAUACCCCUCCUCCCUUCCCCCUCCAUUGCGUGCCGCUUUAAAUACCGACAGGGUUGGUCGCCACCAGCCGUAGCUAUAAGUCCAUCUUCAACAACCCAAAUCGCAACCAUGGCAGCUGUGAAGGGACCUCAAAUUAUCCAACCCGGAUUUGUUUCUCCGAAUGGCCCUGGGCAUAGUUCCACGGAGCCCGUUGGAUUGCCGAUUGAUGAACCGGCUGUGGCACACAAAGCCAACGGGGACAGUCGUCCAGCGUUUCGGAUCGAAGAACAUCCAAUUGAUGAAGUCCGUCCGAUUAAAGUCGGUGUGAUAGGAGCUGGUCUGGCGGGAGUCACGGCAGGAGUCUUAUUUCCAGCGAAAUUGCCCGGUCUGGAUCUGCGGAUAUACGAGAAGAACGCCGGCGUGCGACCACGGGUGCUGACGAACAGGUUCGAAAAUAACUACCCAGGAGUGCGAUGCGAUAUCCCCGCGCAUGUCUAUCAGUCUGGAUUCUCUCCAAACACACAAUGGACAGAGGAGUUUGCGCAAGGAGCCGAGAUCCGGGAAUAUUGGCAAGGGUUGGCGCGCAAAUAUGAUGUGCACAAGUAUCUCCGUCUCCAACAGAAGGUCGAACAGGCCGUGUGGCUGCCUGAGACGGGAAAGUGGCGAGUUACCUUGCAGGAUCUGGGUGACUCACAAGAGAGAUACGAAGAAGAGCUUGACGUACUCAUCAAUGCCAUCGGCCAUUUCAACGCCUGGCAGCUUCCAGACUACCCCGGGAUUGACGAGUAUCAAGGCUCUCUGUUCCAUUCUUCUCACUGGAACCACGAUGUCGACCUCAAUGGCAAGCGCAUUGCGCUGAUCGGUAACGGGGCGUCUGGACUGCAGGUCCUGCCUUCGAUCCAACCAAUUGCCAAAUACGUGGACCAUUAUGCGCGAAACAAGACCUGGAUCGCAGACUCCUUUGGCACGAGCGGCGUGCGUCGACUGGAACCAAACCUCUUCUCCCCAGAGCAAGUCGAGUCCUUCCAGGACCCGGACGUCUAUCUAGCCUACCGCAAGAGCGUCGAGGCAGGAUACUUCUCGCGAUUCGGUGCCGUUUUCAAAGACUCCCCCGAAAACCGCAGUCUGCGUGACAAGUGGACCGAGUUGAUGAAGGCCAGAGUCAGCGACCAGCCCGACCUGGCGGACAAAAUCAUCCCGGACUUUCCUCCGAACUGUCGCCGGGCCACACCAGGCCCCGGCUACCUGGAAGCCCUGACCAAAGACAACGUCAACUACAUCCAAACCCCGAUCGAACGGUUUACCCCCACAGGCAUCGUCACCGUCGAUGGCAUUGAACGCCCCGUUGACAUCGUCAUCUGCUCCACCGGAGCGAACGUCGACCAUGCCCCUCCCUUCUCUAUCAUCUCUGAUGGAAUUGACCUCAAAAACGCCUGGAAACACGAUGGUCUGUACGGAUUCCCCUACAACUACCUCGGUGUCGCGACACCGGGCUUCCCCAACCUCCUCUGGAUCGGCGGACCCCACUCCACCGGGCACGGCGGCAGCGUGCCAAACAGCCUCGAAAAUCAAAUCACCUACAUCGCCAAGAUCCUGCGGAAGAUCCGCAGCCAGGGCAUCAAAGCCAUGGCGCCGUCGAAAGCGGCCGCGGACGACUUCGUCGACUACUGCGAUCAAUUCUAUCCGCGCACCGUCUGGACCGCCAACGAUGACUCAACGCCGGGCCAGGAGAACUGUCGGUCGUGGUAUAACGGUGGUCGGCCAGGUGGGAAAGUUCAUGGGUUGUUUCCCGGGAGUGCAGCGACUCUGAACUACCUGCGACGAGAUCCGCGAUGGGAAGAUUGGGAUUACACGCAUACCAAUCCCAGUGGGAAUCGAUUUGCGUAUUUUGGAAAUGGCUGGAGGAAGCGAGAGACGGAGAAAGAUGCGGAUCUCACCCCGCAUGUCAAGCGGCCGGAUACUAUUGAUUUGGAGACUUAUUUGGAGGGUUGGUGGGAUGUAUAG
Aspergillus heteromorphus CBS 117.55 is the source of this 2339-nucleotide messenger RNA. Its product is annotated as flavin-containing monooxygenase. NCBI's taxonomy places the organism in Eukaryota, Fungi, Ascomycota, Eurotiomycetes, Eurotiales, Aspergillaceae. The transcript is spliced from 3 exons. Gene Ontology annotation, molecular function: NADP binding; flavin adenine dinucleotide binding; N,N-dimethylaniline monooxygenase activity. Bases 465 to 2339 code for a protein of 624 amino acids. The record is from RefSeq and is a predicted model, not a curated record.